This is a messenger RNA of Neurospora crassa OR74A, 4584 nucleotides long. RefSeq lists its product as hypothetical. The coding region runs from base 472 to 3486 and encodes 1004 amino acids. The transcript has 2 exons. Gene Ontology annotation, molecular function: lipid binding. Gene Ontology annotation, biological process: phospholipid transport. Lineage: Eukaryota; Fungi; Ascomycota; Sordariomycetes; Sordariales; Sordariaceae. The record is from RefSeq and is a predicted model, not a curated record. Gene Ontology annotation, cellular component: endoplasmic reticulum; ERMES complex.
GUUUUUCUGGGCUCCUCUGGCCUGUCACAUUCCCGGGCUACCGUUGAGUUUUGGUGUCCCGUCCGUGCCGUCCAGUGCAGGGUCGGAGUGAGUGGCCUUUUCAACACAGCUGCAGGCCAUCCGUCAUCUUUCAGUUCCUUCCACCUCAAACCCACCGCGCCCACUUCCGCUUCCGUUUCCUGUUUGUCUGAGCGCGCGCGUCUGUAAUCCAACUAAACCUACGACUCAUGACUUCGCCGUGCAACUGCGACUGCGAGCCCUGAGUUCGAGUCCGCAUCGAUGCCGCAAUUGCAAACCAUCUGCUCUGAGCUGCUGAGCAGGUAGCCAACCUGAGCGCGGUGGGCACACCGAACAGCGAGGAGUAGCGACCGCUGUCAGUCCUUCCUGUCUUGGCGCAUCUUGCAUGACCGCAUCCUGGACUCGAACACUGCAGUGGACAAUCUCCCUUCGACGGAAAAAAAAUAUACAGCCAUGAGUUGGACCGUCUUCUUGUUGAUAUACCUCUUCGGAGGCCUUACCUUUCUGCCAUUGUUGGUGGCUUGCGCUCUACUUCAUGCUCACCUUACGUUUCCUUACCGCCCAGAUGCCGUCCAGCACCACGACCCAGAAGCCGACGACUUGAUCCAGCCUGGUGACGAUCUUGAUGCGCUCAAGGCGGAGCAAAAGAAGGAUGGAAAGCCCCGGGUGACCCAUCACGACGAUGGUGUCGCUUCUGGGUAUUUUGCAGUUUGCCGCGAGUAUACGCCCAUGGGAAUCAACGCGAAGCCUAUCGAGCGGUCGACACCUGUCGGCUCCACCACCGUCGCCGCUCCCAGUCCCAGUGUCUACCAGACAAUGUAUCGGAGUAUAUUCGAUCGCAAGUCCACCGGUCCCAGUCCCAUCGACCACAAGAACGGUCCUAGUCAGCGCCCUAAGAAGGCCGGCAAUGUCUUUUAUGUUGUCCUGAGACACGGCCAUCUCAUGCUCUUUGACGAUGACGAACAACUCGAAGUACGGCACGUUGUGGCGCUGGCGCACCAUGAAGUCAGCAUAUACUCCGGCGAGGAAGUUACUCCUGAGGGCGAGCUGUACAUCAAGCGCAACGCUAUACGUCUCUCGCGAAAAACAGACGGGCUGGAAAUAGGACCGGAUAGUCAGGUCUCGAAACCUUUCUACCUCUUUUCCGAAAAUUGCUCUGCGAAGGAAGACUUCUACUUUGCUCUGCUACGAAAUCAGGAACAGCAGGCCCUGGACACGGAAAGCGAUAUCCCAUCUCCUAUCCAGUUUGAGGUCAAGAACAUUAUCAACUUGGUACAGAGACUGCACUCGUCAGAAGAACACAUGCAAACCCGUUGGCUCAACGCGAUGAUUGGGCGCGUCUUCUUGGGCAUCUACAAGACCAAGGACAUAGAGAACGCGAUACGGGAGAAGCUCACAAAGAAGAUUUCUCGAGUUAAAAGGCCGGCAUUUCUAUCCAACAUUGCUAUCAAAGGUAUCGAUACCGGAGAGUCAGCACCCUUUAUCACGAAUCCACGGCUACGAGAUCUGACCGUUGAGGGUGAAUGCUGCAUUGAGGCAGAUGUACGAUACACUGGCAACUUCCGCUUGGAGGUUGCGGCGACAGCCAGGAUUGAUCUAGGCGCGCGAUUCAAAGCACGAGAGGUUAAUCUUGUCCUUGCCGUGGUUGUACGGAAACUCGAAGGUCAUAUCUUAUUCAAAAUCAAGCCCCCACCCAGUAAUCGCCUAUGGUUCUCUUUCCAACAGGCACCAAAGAUGGAGAUGACAAUCGAACCUAUUGUCAGCUCUAGACAGAUUACCUAUACCGUUAUUCUCCGCCAGAUCGAGAAGCAAAUCAAGGAGGUUAUGGCCGAGACCCUUGUCUUACCCUUCUGGGAUGAUAUGCCUUUUUUCAAUACAGAGCACAAGAAGUGGAGAGGUGGUAUCUUUCAUGAUGACACCGUCGUCUCAACCAUGGAUUUGGAAACAGCUGCGGCUCAAGAAGGCGAUUUGGACGAGGUGGAGCGAUUGGAGGGUACUCAAGACGUUCACGAACCCGAUCUGCCGCACGUGGAAAAAAGCCACAGCAUGCCUACUCUCGACAAGAAACCGUCAAUUAGCCUUUUUGGGCGGAUGACAACGAAAGCGAAGGGGGACCCUGUCUAUUCUGCAUCUACGACCUCAUUGAGCACGAACAAUCAAAACGAGCUCAAGACCGAUACGAGGAGUGAAACUUGUAUACCACCUCCGAUUCGGGUGGUUUCGAUCACUCAUCCUCCGACGCCAACGGUUAGCACAGACGCCAUCAAUGCUGACGUCUUCAAACCAUCCUCGUCACCACCGGACGAAAGCCUUGCUGCAUCAGCGAUGGCAACGUUGUCUGUCCAGGCACAUUCUCCAGCACGACCACAGCCGCCUCACUCGCCCCUGAGGCCGUCCGUCAUACCCAAGUUAUCAGACCAGUCUUCCGGGUCCUCUUCUUCUGAAGCUGUGGAUGCGGAAAAAGAUUUGCAGGACUUUGAUAAAAAGAACCAGGCAAGACGAAACACAGCCACAUCCGCAGGCAGCCAGGAGGAAAGCAGGACGAGGUCUCCAGCUUCGUCGAUAAGGGGGUCUGUGAAAAGUCAAACUGGGACCAUCAAGGGUAUUUUUGCCCGGCGAGAUACUGUAUCAUCGACAACAGGAGCACCCACGCCAAAUCACCCAGACUCUGCGAAAAAGACUGCCUUGGCCGCCGCUUUUGUUACCAACGCGGCUGCAUCUGCCAAGCGUUGGGGGCUCAAUGCGUUCCAACGACACUCGAACAACGAUGGGACACCGGGUAGGAGUGCUUCAUUCACCGAUGAUCAUCCAUCGGUGCUGGACUUGAAUCAGCCUAUGGGACGUGGGCAGCCGCUUCCGCCUCCAGGAACACCACUUCCGAUGCCAGACAGAAGGUUGAAGGCAACAUCCAUCAGUAUCCCGAGACGCAAACCGAUACCGCCUCCAGAUCAAUCACUGCAGCAACGUAAACUGAGCACGCCAGAAGACCAUGAUCACAAACCCGAACGCCGCCCUGUACCACCUCCCCCUCUCCCAAAACGUCGUCAAUACCGAGCUGAGCAGCAACUCGACGAUGACGGAAAUACUGUGAACAUGCUUGUAGUCGCGGCUCCUGCGGAGUCAGAACCGACUACACCUAUGAGCGAGGCCCAUGAAACAUCACCAAUUAAGCCUUCAUCAGACACCGUUAAAAGCAAAAACCAAAGUGGAAUUAGCAGUUCUGCGACAGAAGGACCUGUCGGUUCGAAGUCGCCCCCCAAGCCUUUGACGCCAUCAAUCCGUAAUACGCAGACUACAGGCCAGGAAAAUCACGAAGACGUGAAAGCGCUAUCGCUUGAAGUUUCAGCGCCUAAUAAUGAUGACGAUGAGUUCUCGGCUUGGAUGGAUGACGCCGGCCCGGUUGAAGAUACUGACGCAGCCCCGGCUCCUACAGUUAACGGCAGCGUUGGCGAGAGGGCAUCGCCUUGAUUGUGAGAUAGACCGGCUGGUACCUCGCAUAGGAGUUCCACUUGAGUAUAGUAUUGAUGCGGGCUUUGCUGGUGGGAAUCACAGUACAGCGAGGAGAACCGGAUAUAAUACUAUAAAUUUGUAUUUCUGUUUCAUUAUGCCAAAGAACACCAUCGGGUCGCGGUGUCAGACGUUCAGUAACUAUCAUAGCACUUUAGGUGAAGAAGUAUCGAUUCAUGUGUCACCGCUUGAUGCCGUUCCUUGGAAGGUGAACGGCGUGUUAGGUGACCCUGCUUUCGAUUCUUGGCCUUCGACAAACUGCCUACCUAUGCGCUCUUCAUCUUCACCGUUGAUGACGGGUAACAAGCCGCAUUUAUCGUCGAUGCCAUAGUACAGGCAUAAUGGAAACAUUACAAAGCACGAAGCAAUGGUAUUCAGCUUCCUUUUAGCUUGAAAGUUCGUCUACAAAUCCGGCAUGAGGCGAAAGAACUACUUGGAAAUGGCCUCCUCACAUGCCUCGGCAACUCAUGUCAAGAAAUUUGCGACAUCUUCAGGAAUUGUUCGUCUCUUCAUAUCGGAUUUGGAUGGCAAACCAUGUUUCGCUAACAGCAUGUCGGAUAUGGUGAACAGCAGAGUGUGCUUUUUAUGCUUAGCUUCCAUUUUCUUUCUAGUAUACGAAUAACCCAAAUCUUCACCAGAGCAUCAUUACCGCGAAACCAUAUAUUUCGUCUCAUUCCGGACAUCCCCGACAUUCCACGGGUGUUAUCCCGGUGACGAACAGGAUUCGACAAACAUAUGUAUGUGCUUGCCUGACAUCAUAUGUGAUAACCCAGUUCGACCUUGUGUGGUAAUGAGCGAGGAAAAAUGUCGAAAUGUAGAUGUGGAAAAGCAGCAGGGAUUCACAUAAAUCAUCCAUAACCACGUGGAGGACGUCCCGAUUGAGAUGAGUUCGGAGUUUCUAACCGAAUCAUCGAUCAGCAUCAACAGCUAUGAAGCUCACCACCACAGUCAUCUUCAUGGGACUCUUGACCGGCCUCGUCGCCGCUCCCCGAAUUCACGCCCUGUCCGCAACCCAUAUAGAUGUCUGGCAUCAAUAGCCACGGCAAUCUUGGUUGUCCC